AUGAACGAUAGCUACAGUGGGAAUCUCCCAGAAUACCCGAAAAAUGCAGUCCCAAUAGUAUAUCCUGUGACGCUCAUCGUCGAUCCCGAAUCAUCAUGCCAAAGCAAUAACAACAGCAUGGCGUCUCUUUUGGAGGACAAUUCUCUACGAUUAUCUCUUGAAUCAAGCGAGCGAAACUUGUUUGACUGUAUCCAAAAGGCUUGCAAGGCCCUGGCGGAAGGAAGAGUCGAGGGAUAUCCGGCCAAAGAUGUCCAAGUACGAGUUGCAGGCGGGUGGGUCAGAGAUAAAGUGCUCGGAAUGAAAUCUGACGAUGUUGACAUCGCUUUGGACAAUUGCACAGGAGAGGAAUUUGCGAAUUGCCUCAAGACAUAUAUGCAAUUAUUUGAACAUGAAACGAUUGGGAGAAUAGGAGUGAUUGCUGCUAAUCCGGAUCAAUCAAAACAUCUAGAAACUGCGACCAUGAAGGUGUGCGGCAUUGAAGUUGACUUCAGCAACUUGAGACACGAGGCAUACGCAGAUGAUUCGAGAAUUCCGGAAAUUGUGAUAGGAACACCUGUAGAGGAUUCAUACAGAAGAGAUUUUACGAUUAAUGCGUUGUACUACAACGUUCACACCAAUCAAGUUGAAGAUUGGACAAGACGAGGCCUCAAGGAUUUGCUGGAAACCAGGCUUGUAACCACCCCUCUCGAUGCGCAUCAUACGUUUCGGGACGAUCCCUUGCGCGUGCUUCGAGCCAUUCGAUUUGCUGUUCGAUUUGGUAUGGAGCUAUCCGACGAUUUGCAGGAAGCUUGCAUGUCGACAACCAUUCAUCAAGAACUUCAUCGUAAGGUCAGUCGAGAGCGUGUUGGGAAAGAAUUAGAGGGAAUGUUGUCAGGGAAGCACGCAAACCCGAUCAAUGCGUUGCAGUUGAUCUGUAGGCUCAACCUAGCAGGCAGCAUAUUCUGCCUUCCUGCAGAAGAUACGAUUCGUGGAAGACUUUGCAGUCGUAACCUUGAGCCAUUUAAAUGCGCAAGCGAAGAAUUGAGCGUGUUGAAGGCAGACGCCUGGGAGGAGUCUCGAAAAUGUAUUCAGAUCCUGCCCUCGAUUUUGCGAGCACUGCGUGGCGACAACAACUCUAACUUGACCGUAUUUGACCCCCGUUUGACCUAUUUGGCAGCAACUAUUUUGCCCUUUGGGAAGUUGGAGUAUGAGGAAAAAAAGAAAACGAAACCUAUCGUAGAGUUCAUGAUUCGAGAGGGAAUCAAGUUCAAAAAUAAAGACGUCAUCGCUGUGAAGACCGUAUUUGAACACUAUGAGAAGAUGGUUCAACUCUUGCAAGUUGAACCUGAAGUAAGCAAAGCUGUUCGCCUUCAAACCGGGCUACUGCUUCGAGAUACAAGGGAGAUGUGGGUGACAACACUAGCUAUUGCCGCUGUCACUCUAAUCCGACAGCAGGAACAGGUUGGCGAAGUUUCGACUUUUCUAGAACGAGCUCAACGGUGGUACUCAUUUAUAGCUUCUGAUCUGAACCUCGAUGGAUGUUGGAAGUUGAAGCCAAUAUUGAACGGUAAAGAAUUGGUUGAGCUGCUUGAAAUUCCUCGAGGACCGAUUGUAGGAAUUUAUGCCCAGGAGCAGACAGAGUGGAUUUUGAUGAACCCAGAAGGUACUGCCGAGGAAUGUCGAGAGCAUCUCACAAUGGUUAAAAAAAAGAGAGAAAACGAAUUGCCCUUGUCAGAGCUGCAGGUUGCAAAGAAAAUUCAUAGAUAG
This is a messenger RNA of Cylindrotheca closterium, 1746 nucleotides long. The record is from the annotation of a GenBank genome assembly. NCBI's taxonomy places the organism in Eukaryota, Bacillariophyta, Bacillariophyceae, Bacillariales, Bacillariaceae.